AUGACAGGGAAAGAUCUUACAACAGUGAAGGAGGUGGUGAAGGAGUCAUUGUUGGGCUUAGAGGUUGCGGAGGAUAUACAACUUUCGGCUCAAUCGAAAGCUACCUUUGAGAAGAAUUCGCGGAAGGAUGAGUCCGGGGCAGAAAAAUAUAUGAGUGAGGAGGACUUUAUAAAUGCUGUUGCGCCAAAAGACGAAGACUAUCACAAAAUCAAACGAGAACAAUUCUCAAUUCUAUUCCGUGUAGCUGAUCGAAGAAGUACUGGUAAAAUCAGUUUACAUGAUUGGGGAACAUUCGAAAACCUCCUUGCCAAACCUGAUGCCGAAUAUGAGAUCGCAUUUCGUCUUUUCGAUGUCGACCGAACCGGCACUGUCAAAUAUGAGGACUUGAAGAAGUUAUACGAAUUGAAUAAGGGACCAGAUAGUGUACCUUUCGACUGGAGUUGCGAAUGGGCUUCCUUAUACAGUGGAGGAAAGAAGCGAAGACAUGACUUGACUUAUCCACAGUUCUCGCAGAUGCUUCGAGGUCUACAAGGAGAGAGAAUACGUCAAGCUUUCCACUACUUUGAUAAAGAUGGGGAUGGAUAUAUUGAGCCAGAAGAUUUCCAACGAAUCAUUCUCGAAACUGCGAAACACAAACUCUCCGAUCAUCUCCUCGAGAAUCUUCACACCCUCUGCAAUAUUUCGACUGGUAGCAAGAUUUCAUACGCAAAUGUUCGAGCUUUCCAGAAUAUGAUCAGAGAAAUGGAUUUGGUAGAGAUGGUCAUUAGACAAGCAACUGCUGAAAGUACUGAUGGAAAGAUCACAAGAACGGAUUUUUUGAAUGAAGCGGCAAGACUUACUAGAUUUUCCCUCUUCACUCCUAUGGAAGCCGACAUCUUAUUCCACUUUGCCAGUCUUGAUAAUCCUUCCGGCAGACUCGGUCUAUCUGAUUUCUCAAAAGUCCUCGAUGCCUCAUGGCGCAACCCUAUGUAUAACGCAUAUGGAAAGGUUGGCAACGGCAAUGGUGUUAAGACUGCUGGUGGAAGUGUUCUAUAUAGCGUUCUCGAAUCUGUACAUCAUUUUGCAUUGGGAAGUUUAGCAGGAGCUUUUGGCGCAUUCGUGGUAUACCCUAUCGAUCUCGUCAAGACUCGUAUGCAAAAUCAAAGAUCUACAAGAGUUGGAGAGAUGUUAUAUAAAAACUCUUGGGAUUGUGCCAAGAAGGUUGUGCGUAAUGAAGGGUUCAAGGGGUUAUAUUCUGGUGUUCUACCACAACUUGUUGGUGUUGCUCCUGAAAAGGCUAUCAAGUUGACGGUCAAUGAUCUUGUUCGCGGUCACUUUUCUUCCAAGGAUGGUAAGAUUCUUGUGAAGCAUGAAAUUCUCUCCGGUGGUGUGGCUGGUGCUUGUCAAGUUGUCUUCACUAACCCCCUCGAAAUUGUCAAAAUUCGUCUUCAGAUUCAAGGCGAGGUCGCCAAAACUGUCGAAGGCACUCCUCGACGCUCCGCCAUGUGGAUCGUUCGCAACCUCGGUCUCGUCGGCCUUUAUAAAGGUGCAUCAGCUUGUCUUCUCCGUGAUGUUCCUUUCUCCGCCAUCUACUUUCCUACCUAUAACCAUUUAAAGCGCGACUUCUUUGGCGAAAGUCAAACGAAGAAAUUAGGUGUCUUGCAAUUAUUGACCGCGGGUGCCAUUGCGGGUAUGCCGGCCGCCUACCUAACUACUCCUUGUGAUGUCAUCAAAACUAGAUUACAAGUCGAGGCCAAAAAGGGUGAAUCUCAAUACACAUCUUUGCGCCACGCCGCAAAAACCAUUCUCAAAGAAGAAGGCUUCAAAGCUUUCUUCAAGGGUGGUCCAGCUCGUAUCCUGAGAUCUUCCCCUCAAUUCGGUUUUACGCUCGCGGCGUAUGAAGUUUUGCAGAAUGUUCUCCCCAUGCCGGGUAAAGCAAAGGAUGAAUUGCCUCAUGUGGGUGUUGGUGCUGGGGUUGGCGCACUACCGGGUCAAGAGGGUCCAUUGCAUUAUCUGAGGAGUAGGAAUGCGUUGAAGAUUAUUUUGGAUUUGGAUGAGGAGUUUGGGAGGGUUAAGGUUCCCGGGAGGGAAAAGUGGAGGGGGUUGCCUAGGGUGAUGGGUGGGGAUGGAGGGGGUGCUCAGUAG
Sclerotinia borealis F-4128 is the source of this 2124-nucleotide messenger RNA. The record is from the annotation of a GenBank genome assembly. Lineage: Eukaryota; Fungi; Ascomycota; Leotiomycetes; Helotiales; Sclerotiniaceae.